AUGGCGACUAUUGCGGUACACGUAGAACUUGUAUCGAACUUGUCAACACCAACGUUUAUUGCUGCACUCAAACUAUUUGUCGCAAGACUAGUACGUCACACAGACGUAUAUAGUGACUGUGAGUCUAAAAGCUAUCCUAAAUCAAGACAAUUAGGAGCAAUCUCCAAUGACUCUAAUGACUUUGCACCACUCACAGCCAGACAUCUUUUGAAUGUGGUUUCAAGACCAUCCGACAUCACACACACUGCGUCGACGUUUGACUCUGGUUCAACAAGUCCAACUUACUUCUGGCACCGAUGGCAAAAGGAAUUGCACACGGAGCACAGCAAAACAUACCCUGGAGAAGACAAUGUUGUCCGCGUAGCUGAUAUCAAAUUAUCUAAUGGAAAGACGCUCAAGCGUCCAGUGGUGAGGUUAUGCCCCUUACCAUUGUGA
This is a messenger RNA of Macrosiphum euphorbiae (potato aphid), 435 nucleotides long. The record is from the annotation of a GenBank genome assembly. Lineage: Eukaryota; Metazoa; Arthropoda; Insecta; Hemiptera; Aphididae.